AGCCGCGGUCUCUGCUGGUUGAUUCAGUCCGCCGUAGCUCUGCCGACUGGAGGGAUGUGACCCCGGAAAAGGACGCCCUGCUAAUACAACAACACCCCAUUCAAACAGAUCACACAAGAAAGUAAAGCUGGACCAGGAGGGAGCCACAGGAGCAGAGGGGAUGAACCGCGAGGAGGCGCCGGGGAAGUCUCCUGAAGACAUGUACAUCCAGCAUAAAGUGCGGGUCCUGCUCAUGCUUAAGAAAAUGGGUUCAAAUCUUACACAGAGCGAAGAAGCUUUUCUCCGGAGUUACGCAGGAGUGGUUCACAGUCAGAUGAGCCAGCUACCACAGCACAAUAUAGACCAGGGUGCAGAGGACGUGGUGAUGGCGUUCUCACGGUCAGAGACAGAAGACCGACGACAGUGACCCAGGCCUCUCUCCACCUCUUCCCAAACAAACCCACCCACUGUCCCGCCCUGUGCAUGAUUCACAACAACAUCCAACUCCACAAACAAACACACACACCGAUGAGCUCAGGAGAAGAGGGGCGCCUGCAGGAGGCAGAGGAGGAGGAGGAGGAGACGCGGCGUUCGCCUCCUACAUCCUGCCCCUUCCUCACCUACUGACGGCACCUGGGAUGCACUCGAGCGGGUCACUGUGGGCCGUGGCCUUGGCAAUAAGGCAAUCUGUGAACACACUCACAAAUUGGGUAAUUGUCGGUUUUGGUUUUCUUUUCAUUUUCUGUGGUGGCAUCGAGGGUUGAUUUUUGUUAGGUUCCGUCAGCGUCGAGGUGUCGGGCAGCGUCACGUCUGCUGCGGUCACCGAGGCGGACCUUUUCGACAGCUGACCCGAAGCGAAGAGAAGUGAUAAUCGUGUUAGAGGAGACGGUUGGCAAGUAUUUCUGCUUUUAAAAGCCCUGCCGUUAGUUUCGGGUUUUAGCUGUUGUGCGUUGUUUUGUUAACGAGGGGCCUCGUUUUGUAAAAAAAAAAAAAAAAAAACUCUCAGCAGAUUUAAAGUUACAACCGUGUCUCAGGAUCCGGUAGAAAGUCUCCCCGGUGGAGUCCAGCUUUAGUAUUUACCACUUCUUCAUCUCAUUCGGUCACUCAUAAGAAGAAGCUGGUGUGAAAACAUUAAUUUUAAGAGUAACUACUCAAAAACAGCUGCAUAUGACCGCAUCAGUGUUUGAAGACAUUUUCUGCUUUCGCUUGGAUGGUUUUAAAUUUAAUCAACUAUCCACACCGGACUGUGGCCUGAUUAUGAGGCUCACAUUUUGGUUGCAGGACUCAGAUAAACUCAUUUAGCGACGCAUCGACCCCCGACCCCCGUCUGCCGCUUUGGUCGGCUUCAGCCGUGCUCUGCGACGGGCGCAGCUGGAUCUCGUUCGUUUUCUAAUUGGAAGCUGCAAAGAAGAAAAACAGUGACGCUUUACUGAAUCAUGGUAUGAACCGUAGGAUUUCUGACAAGGUAUCGACAGGCCGGUAGAGCAGAGUGCGAGUAUCAAUCGUUCAUGUUUAGUUUAGUCCUGGAUCAAUCGACGCUAUUUAUGAAGGAGAAACGCCUGAAGGUCUUUGUUUAAAUCUGGAUAUGUUGUGCAUGAGGCCCCAUUUAUUAUUCAUCUUUCUGCUGCUUUCUUUAUUCUUGUCAGUGUUUAUUUUUAAUCAUGAGCGAUUGAUCAGAAAUUACAGACACUACCAGACGUUAUCGAAUCAAACAUGAAACACAGGUGUAAACAUCCUCUCUGCUUGUUUUGUUUUUUUUCACUCAUUGUGACGAGUAAAACUAUAAUAUGAUAGUUUUUUUUUUUAUUGUACGUUUAGCUGGAAACUAGGAAGAAUGAAUUCCAUGUGCCAAUUUAAUAAAAAAAAACAAACAAGCUUUGGGUGUAAUUUAUUGUUUCCUGAAUUGAUAAUAUUGUUUUCACUAAAUCAGGAAUUAAUUUAACCAGCAAGCAGCGACUCUUUUACACUAAAUUCACACAAACUCUAACUUUUAACUACCUGUAAUCAAACCCAUAACGCCAAACAUUACAACUGUGUGCUAUUUUUUUCUUCUUUUUUUUUUUUUAACUGUACUGUAUCUGUUGCACUAUUAUCAGCGGGAUAUUUGUUUUUAAAAAUAGAAAAUAAGAAAAACGUUUUAAUAUCUAGGACAAAGAUUAUUUGUUUGAUUCACUGCGGGGUGAAAAGUAUGGUUGUAAAUGUGUUUUUAUUUGUCAUUUACAAAAAAAAAAAGAAAACAAGUUAAAUCUUUAAUUGAUGCAGCUGGACUUUGAAAAAAAAAAAAAAGAAUAUUUGUGUCUCAACAGGCAUAUUUCUUAACAACAUGCUGAUUUAUUUAAUUUAGGUUUAAGAUGUUUUAAAGCCAAGCAUGUCUGCUUUGUGGUUUCUCAUGUUUAUUCAGCCUUGUCACAAUGACCAUUGUUUGUACAUUGUUGGUAUUUGUGGAAGCUAUCAGCUUCUUAGAAAUGUUUUUUUGUUGUUGUUUUUGUUGUUGUUGGCGGUAAGUUCAAGUUCAGACUGAAUGUUUCCAAGAAUCAUCGCAAUGUAAACAGCCAACAGGUCUGUCUGUAUUUUAUGUUUACUUUAUUAUAAAACAUUCUUUAUUUGUCUCUAUGCAUUUUUUUUUUCUAAGGUGUCUUACUGUACAUUGUACCCAUCAGGGCUGGACUGCAGCCUUGGAUCAAGUUGUGUGUGUGGGGGUGGGGGUGGGGGUGGGGGUGUGUGUGUGUGUGUGUGAGAGAGGAGAGAGAAAGAGAUCCUCAUUGAACUUAAAAUCUCCCUGUUUUGAUUUUCAGCAUGCUGUUAAGUUGAAGGCAGGAUUGUGUAUCUUCUUACUGUGACCGGAUGUUGCUUAAUUGUUUUUGUUCUUUUUAUUUUGUCGCCUUGUAUUUUAUUUUCCUUUCCAGUCUACAUUGAUUAGUUGGUUUCUUUUUGGUUUUGUAUGGCUGCUGACCAUACUGCCCUAAUGCUUCCAAAUCCAACUGAACCAUUAAAGAACUUUUAAAAAGCAAAA
Molecule: messenger RNA, 2992 nt
Organism: Xiphophorus hellerii (green swordtail)
Lineage: Eukaryota; Metazoa; Chordata; Actinopteri; Cyprinodontiformes; Poeciliidae
Product: beta-catenin-interacting protein 1
Exons: 4
Coding region: 161-406 (81 amino acids)
Biological process (GO): negative regulation of Wnt signaling pathway
Cellular component (GO): beta-catenin destruction complex; cytosol; nucleus
Molecular function (GO): beta-catenin binding
Source: RefSeq, a predicted model, not a curated record